AUGUUACACAGUUCCGCAGAAGGAGACUACCACAGUCGAUUCGCGAUCUCGAUUCUUCGACGUCGAACGAAAAAUGUCUUGGCGAGCUCGAUGUUUGGAGCACUGCAGUCCGAUGUGCUACGCAAUGGAUAUGGAACUCAAGAAAAUAACAUCCCACAUGAUUUUGAACCAACUCCUGUUGAAAUCAAUUUGCUAUUCUUUGUGCGUUAUGUUCCUCCGUCGACGGAACCAUUGAAGAACAGAAAAGGGAAAAAACCAGUGAAGGAAAAUAAUGUAGCAAAAAGACCAUUACUAUUGGACAAUUAUGCAGAUUGUGACGAUGAAUUUUGGAAAUUGUGGGGAAAGAAGAUGAGGGCGGUAUUUGUGGAGCAUAGACUUUUAAGAGGUAUUGACAUGAAUUGGGAAUUUUGGUCAAGUUUACUUGGUAUUGGCUCUCUAUGGUUGCUCUCUGAGUCGUCCCUGCUCAAGGAAAUAAGUCCGUCGAAUGGUAGGUGGACGGUUAUUAAUCCUGAAGGCACAACUUUGGAAGAUAGGAAACAACAUUAUUUGAGGUGUAUAGUAGUCGGGAUGGUUAAUGGACCACAAUGGAAGGAUAUUGAUCGGGUUUUAAUUCCAAUCAACAUACCGCAACUACAUUGGUGUUUGGCUGAUUUGGAUCUCCUUACAUGGAAACUGAACAUAUAUGAUUCAACUGAAUGGUGUGGUUUCUUUAAGAAAUAUGCGGGUGACGGUAGUUUCAAAUCAUUAGGAGAUACUAUAUUAUGUGAACUAGACCACAUAUCAUAUUGUGCCCAUUUUCCCAAUAGAUAG
Lactuca saligna is the source of this 810-nucleotide messenger RNA. The record is from the annotation of a GenBank genome assembly. Lineage: Eukaryota; Viridiplantae; Streptophyta; Magnoliopsida; Asterales; Asteraceae.